AUGAGACAUAUUCAGUUGGCAAUUAUCUUAUUUUCAAUUAUUACAACAACCUGCGCCCUUGGAUUUAAUGGGAAAUUGGUUAAUAUUCCUGAAAGAGUCUCAGAUAUACCAAAAGAUGUAACGACCAGCGCCAAGAUCCCCAAUAUCCAGAAUUUGGCUUAUCGUACCAGGGUAGACUUGUAUAGCCUCAAUGAUUCCAAGGAUACAAAAAGUUUUAAGCCACAGAGGGCACUGGUGGAUAAAAACAACAAUUUUAUAUUUGAAGGACUAAAUGAAGGCGAGUAUCAAUUGAUUGUCAACUCUUACGAUGUUACCUUCCAUAACAACAUCUACAGGAUCAAAGUUGGCGAUGAUGAAAUAAUAGCUUUUGAAAAUCCAUUGGGAUAUGACAGUUAUAAUACUUCGUCAGCUACAAAGAUCGAUCAUGACAAACCACUUCAACUAAGGUAUAAAGAAACUAAGCAGUUCUACGAGAGGUCAGGAGGAACACUCGUGGAUAUGGCCAUGAACAGCCCUUUUGGCUUUAUAUUCAAAAACAGAAUGUAUACUAUCCUAUUCACAGUGUGCUUGGCCAUUAUGGCUGCACCAUAUGUAUUGCAAUGGAUCAACCCCGAAUUAGCCGCCGAGUUGAAUGAAGCGAAAGUUCAAAUGUCAAACGAGAGACAGGGAGGAGAGAGCGCAAGGAGAGGCGCCAUGGGCCAAGAAAUACCAAUUGAGAAAAUCGAGAGUAACCAGAACUAUGCAAGAAGUGGCAAAAUUAGUAAGAGACGGCCGUGA
Lodderomyces elongisporus is the source of this 777-nucleotide messenger RNA. RefSeq lists its product as uncharacterized. The coding region runs from base 1 to 777 and encodes 258 amino acids. The transcript has a single exon. Lineage: Eukaryota; Fungi; Ascomycota; Pichiomycetes; Serinales; Debaryomycetaceae. The record is from RefSeq and is a predicted model, not a curated record.